Penicillium arizonense is the source of this 1656-nucleotide messenger RNA. RefSeq names its product serine/threonine protein kinase. NCBI's taxonomy places the organism in Eukaryota, Fungi, Ascomycota, Eurotiomycetes, Eurotiales, Aspergillaceae. The transcript has 3 exons. Gene Ontology annotation, molecular function: ATP binding; protein serine/threonine kinase activity. Bases 1 to 1656 code for a protein of 551 amino acids. Gene Ontology annotation, cellular component: cytoplasm; autophagosome. Gene Ontology annotation, biological process: autophagy; protein autophosphorylation; peptidyl-serine phosphorylation. The record is from RefSeq and is a predicted model, not a curated record.
AUGGAUUUUUCCGACUACAGUUCAAGAAGUUCUUCUUCAGCUGCUUCGUACUCCGACUUCGAUGAGACAAGUGUCGAACAACAGAAUGAAUUUGACAAUGUUGCAGUUGACAAUGAGCACUACGACAUCAUUUCCUUCACAGCCCUAGUUUCCCAGUUUAUUGAAACGGCGGGAUUGACGGCACUAUUGAUAAACAUGGUCCAUAUCACCCCAAGCAACAUCCAAUUGUCCGAGAAACGACGGAAGGGGUCAUACUUUUCAGUCUCUCUGAUAAGUCGACAAGAGUUUCAGCGAACUUUGCCAGAGGGGAUUGCCGACAUUGCACUCCCCCAACUAAUAGCUGUCAAGACACCAAUACUCGACCAGGUUCUGCAGCCGUAUGAGAAUCGACAAAUCUUUGCAUCGAUGAUGAAGGAAUAUCAAGUUCUUAACCACAAAUCUAUCAGAAAACACAAAAACAUCGUUAGACUCCUUAGCUGCUGCUGGAGAACUGUUGAUGUAGAUACAGAUCAUGUGAUCCCAAACCUGGUUCUUGAGGGCACCUCGUUGGGUGAUCUUGAGGCCUUCUAUCGAUUAUCUCAUGAAAAGAUUUCCAUGCGCAGGCGCCUCGGCCUCUGCAUCGAUAUUGCAAAGGGGGUUGAGGCUCUGCAUUUGGCUGGCGUUGUGCAUGGCGACAUCAAGCCGCAGAAUAUAUUGGUCUUCAAGGAUAAGCACCAAGGUUUCGUCGCCAAGAUAGCGGAUUUUGGGGCUUCAACGUUUAUUGACCACGACCAAUUUCCCAGAAAGGCAUUUAUUGGCACACCUGCCUUUACUGCUCCUGAAUGUCUCGACCACAAGGCGGAAUUCAGCGAACAAGGCCUGCUUAAAGCUGACAUAUUCGCACUGGCGAUUACUCUGUUAUUUUUGGUCAGAGGCCCCUUUAUUUUGGACAAGCUACUCGCCGCAUCUGUUUCGGAACCAGAUAAUCUGACACAAUACAAACGCCUAGGAGAAUUGAAUGGCUGGCUCAACCGCGACGAACGAAUUCUACCAUCUACCCAAGCGGCGCGCAAGAAAUUCGGAAAUGAUGCUUUAGAGCGAAUGCGCCAACAAAGUGUGUGGAAUUGGUUUAAUAAACAAACCGAUCUCAUGAAGCAAGCACGGUUUGAAAUGACGUCUCAACGACAAAAGGUGCUUGAAGACAUCAGCGGAAAUUGGAAAACAUUAGAGAAGGUUACACUGCAAAAUGAACGAUGUGAGAAUAUUUUCAGCCGUCUCAUUGAUCAGAUGACGUCUGGAGAGCCUCUGAUGCGAAUUGGAUCAAUGUGUCAUAUUGUAAGGGCUCUUCAGCAAGUUCUUCGCUUGGAACUACAUGAUCUAUCCCAAAUCAACCCAGCAGCUCGCGAGGAGCUGGAGAAUGUUGUUUCUAUCAUGAUGGGUCUCGAAGAACCACUGGAACACAAGCAUUCCAUGAAACUGGAGCUGAAUCUUCGAGAAAUAAACGACAGAGUUGUGCUUUAUCUGGAAAUUCGGAAGGAUAGCGAGCUUCCCGCAGAAAUGCCCACUAUAUCCCAAAUUCUUUCAUCGGAAACAGAAACCGUCAAAGAGGAAGAGUCAGUCUCCAUUCAUGAAGUCACAGAGUGCCAAGGUGGUAACUCACAUGUGGAAUACCUGUAA